CUGAGAAGAACCCGAGGACCUCUGAAACAUCUGAGUCCUGGAUGAAAUUUCUUCUGCAACUUUCCGAACAUCACGGAGGUUCUGAAAACAAGUUUAGAAACAGAACCUGAGGAUUCUGUUUGCAGAAACAUGUCAUAUCUUCAUGGAGCCAUAUCUUCCCUGCUAACCUUCACUCUGUUUCUCUGGAGCACUGAAGGUCAGGUGACCUGCAAAGAUGAGAACGGCAGCCCAACGGACUGGUACAUCUUAUACAAAGCCCCUGUAAAAGCCUCUGGAGAUGGUUUAAAGUAUAUUUAUAUUGAUUCAAAUGGGAGACAAAAUGGCAACAAACUUAUCAGUGAUCCUACCGGCAUCCUGGCGCACACCCUGAGACCCAUCUUCUCCUCCCUGGUUUCGGACUUUGGAUUCAUCAGCUACAAUGAUCAACACCAGAAAUGUAAUACUGGAGCAACGAGCGCAGCAGAGCUGAACGUUACAGAAGAAAUGCUGGCUGCGUCAGACGUCGGCCACAGUAAAGGAGUUGUGAUGGUGGAGAAGAAUAGAAGAGGAGUCUGGCUCCUACACAGCACACCACAGUUCCCUAUGGAGCGAGAUGCCAACAACUUCUGGCCUUCCAGUGGGAAUAAAAACGCUCAGACAUUCAUCUGUGUGACCUUCAACUACGACCAGUUUCCAAACAUAGGAAAUCAUCUGCAGUUCAUCGGAGCGUGUGUGUUUGACAGUAAGAUUCCUAAUGAUUUUCACCGAGAGCUUAAAGAUGCUGCUAACGGAGUCAAACUAGAUCCCAACACUGCAUUUGUGGCGCUGCAAUCAAGCGGAGGUCAACCAUUUAAAAGCAUCUCUAAAAACAAGAACCAAGCAGCAGCAGAUGGAGAUCUCUACAUCACUAUAGCCGAAGCCCUGAAAAGUGACCUGAAAGUUCAGACGUGGGGUUGCCAACAUGGUCGUGAUCCCUCCUUCUGUGAACCCAACAGACAUAAGGUGCUCAACAUUGAAGAGGUCCAGACUGAUUUAGGAACCUGGAAGCGUUUCUGUGAUCAUUCAAAGUGGAGUGUGACCACAGAUCAGAACAGACCAUGUGUGUGUAUAGCUGAUAUGAACAGAGCUCCAACUCAGUAUAAAAGGCGUGGGGGAGCGUUGUGCAUCGAAAAUAACGCGGUUUGGGACGUAUUCAGAAACUUUGUCCACAGCACCGAGGACUGUAACAACUUAAAGGCUAGCAUUUAUUAUUUGGCUCAACUAAGUUUUGAUUUUGUAAAAUAUCUCGCUCAGAUCUUUGUUGCUUGAUUCAGAAAUGGUUGAAAUACACCAAAUAACAGACAGCUGGAUGAUCAGUCCCUAUGGUAACUAACCCAACAAUAGUUAUUAAAAUGAACCCACCAAUAAUCAUGACAACUAACACACCAUUGGCCAUAAUAACUAACCUAUCUAUGGCUUUAACAACUAACUGAUCAUUAUUUAUAAUCAGUUAUCAGUUAUAAUAAUGACUAACUCAUUAAUCACCAUAACAACUGAUUAAUAGCUAAAUUAACUUCUCCAUCAUUGCGAUAACUAGUUAUGAUAACUGAAUAACACCAUAAUAACUAGCUGAUGAAUAAUGGCUUUAGCUUGAGUGAUUACCAGGAUUUAUAGAGAAAUAAAUGAAAUCUGAAUCAGUUUCUUUGCUUGGUCUUCAUUUUAUUCAUCUUGUUAAUACUGUGUGCUCUCUACAGCGCCCCCUGGUGAAUUCAUUUCUACUUCUGCAUCUUCUGUGAAACAAGCUCCUUAAUAUCUAAAUAAAUGUCUAAUAAUUUCAGAUUAUUAGUUACAGGGAUUAUAUGAUGCCUGUUUGAGCAAAUGUCUUAAAGUCUAACAUGUAAACAUGAAUGUUUCAUCAUUUCUACACAGAUGGGAGUUUUGUGCAGCAGAAUGAUUUUAAAUUCAAAUUUUAGUUUUUCUUUUGUUUCUGGAAAAAUGAAAUCUGACUCUGUAAAUGGCAGCCUGUUGUCAGCUCAUCUUCUUCACCAUGUCCAGGAAUCUUUAAGGACUGAACUGAAUAUGGAAAGCCAAGCGAUGCAAAUAAAGCUAAAAAAAAUCCUUAAA
Molecule: messenger RNA, 2082 nt
Organism: Girardinichthys multiradiatus
Lineage: Eukaryota; Metazoa; Chordata; Actinopteri; Cyprinodontiformes; Goodeidae
Product: deoxyribonuclease-2-alpha-like
Exons: 7
Coding region: 130-1287 (385 amino acids)
Biological process (GO): apoptotic DNA fragmentation
Molecular function (GO): deoxyribonuclease II activity
Source: RefSeq, a predicted model, not a curated record